GUCGCUAGCUCUCUCUCUCUCCAUGGCUAGUGUGGAUGUUGUCCCAGAUCACAGUUCCGAUGAGCAAAUUGAGAAGAAGGAAAAUGAAGAACUAAAGACUGCUGAACACUGGGUUAUUCCUCCAUCCGAUGAAAAUAAAGUGAUUGAUGGAGAAAAAAAGGCCAAAGCUGAGGAAUCUGUAAGUGUCAAGGUACCUAUUGAAUCAGAGGAAGAAGUAGCAAAUACACAGAUUGUGCCCCCUGUGCUUACAGAUGCUGAAAGAGUUGAUAAGCUUGAUGAAGCCCCUGAUUCAGAUGUUCCAGUUACAGAUGAAUCAAAAGUGGGAGUAACUCCUGAUUCAAAACCAGAUAUAUCCUCUGUUCCAGGAUCUGUUGUUGAGGCUGUUGAAAAAGAAACUGAGGAUUUAGCAAAGAUACCAGAUGUUACUGAAUCAUCGAUUGAAGCCGUAGAGAAACCAGUGGAACACUUGGAAAAAUCUCCUACAAGAGAUUCAGACUCUGAAGUGGGAAAAGAGCCAGAAGAAGUUUCUGUGGAGGAGCUUAAAAUGGUAGAAAAACCAGAAUCAGUUGUGGAAGUGACAAAGAAACAACAAGAACAGUCUGAACAAUUUGAGGAAAAGUCUCAGAUGCUUCAGCCUAAGGAGAGCGUGGAUAGAGAUAUCACCAUUGAUGGAGGGACUGAAGUUGAUGAGUCCUUGUAUGAAGACGUUACCAUUCUGGAACCUAUAAUGGUAGAAAAGGCAGAAUCAGUUGUUCAGGUGGUAGGAAAACCCGAAGAGGCUGGAGAGGCUGAGGAGAAAUCUGUGAUGCUUAAGCCAAAAGAAAGUAUCGAUAAUGAUAAAGGAAAAGAUAAAGAGACUCAGGCAGACGAGUCCUUGAAGAAAGAAGUUUCUGUAGUAGAACCGAAAACACUAGAAAAGUCAGGAUCAAUUGAUGAGAUGGGAGGAAAACCACAUGAACAGGCUGAAGAAGUUGAGAAGAAAUCUGAGAUGCUUAAGCCUAAGGAGUGCAUUGACAGUGACGCAACAAAAGAUGAAGCAACCUCAAUUGAUAUGGUCAAGAAGUCUACUGAGCCCUUGAAGGAAGAAGAGGUCACAAAAGAUCAGGACCUUGCUGCAUCUGAAUCAGAUACUGUUGCUUGUGCUGGUCAGGAAGCAGAAUCUGGUCUGAAAGAUGGAAUGAGAUCUGUUACUCCCGAUGUAGUAGAAAAUGUUUGUGUUGAUGAUACUGAGAAAGAAGUUGGGGUUGAUGAGGAGAAGACAGCUGUGCAAGCGGGGGAUUGCGAAGCAAAUAAGGAAGAGAAAGUUGUGAACAUUGAAGAGAGCAAAGACAAGGAUAUGAAAAUAGAGGAGCUGACCCAACCUGAGCAAACAGAGACCAUUGAAGAAAAGGAAGCAACGGAUAUGAAAAUUGACGAGAAUGAAGAAAAUAAUGUCAAAAAAGAGGACUUGAUGCUUCCCAAGCCAAUAGAAACCAAGGAUGUGGAUGGCUCCUAUGCGGCUACUGAAGCUGCUGAAAAAUCUUCUGAGGAACAGGGUGCUUCUAGAGAUGUUGAAAUGGUCAUUGAAGAGAAGAAAGAGCAAGAUGCCAGAGUUGAUACACCAGACUUAAAUGGAAAAGUGGAUGUGGUAGAUACUAAUGUUGUCAAUGAACCCACUGCAGAGUCCAAAGAGUUAGAGUUUGAAGGGAAGGUGGAGGAAGCUAUACAGUCCUGUGUAGAUAAUGUGGAUAAAAGAGAAGUGGUGGCGGAGGAAACCACAAAAUCUGGUGCUCCAAAUAUGGAAGUAUCCAAAAUUGAGGAUAACUCAAAAACAGAUCAGGAACCUCCUAAACAAGAAGUUUCAGUGAAGCCCUCUCAAAAACAAUCUAAUAACAUCAUAUCAAAGGUGAAGCAGUCAAUUGUGAAGGUCAAGAAGGCAAUCAUUGGGAAAUCUCCAAGCUCAAAAACCCUCUCUUCUGAAGCCAAGGGUGAUAUACAAGUUAAAUAAUGGACAAGGGCUGAGGGAAGCUUCUAUUUGAAUUGCCAAAUGUGUUUUCUUCUGGUGAUUGGAGUGUCAUAGAUGCUGUAAAUGUCAAGUUUGCUGUGUCUUCCAUCGGGUGCCCGUGGGAUGGCAAGUGGGUGUAUAUAAAAGGUAUGGGGCCCUGAACUAGCUCUGUCUGUGUGUGAGGAUUUUGAUGGUUUUCUGUUCCUAUUUAUUGUAGCUGUAAGUAUUGCUUGUAUUCAUUGGUGUUUUGUUUUGAUCAGUACUUAUGGCGUUUGUGACGCAUCAGAUAUUUCGCAACUGAUCUAUUGAUGUAUGUUUUUAGUAUUGAAGUUGUGAUUAAUAAUUUGAUAUUAUUCUUUUACCAUGU
Messenger RNA from Telopea speciosissima, 2351 nucleotides. Its product is annotated as neurobeachin-like. Bases 23 to 1987 code for a protein of 654 amino acids. The transcript is spliced from 2 exons. The record is from RefSeq and is a predicted model, not a curated record. NCBI's taxonomy places the organism in Eukaryota, Viridiplantae, Streptophyta, Magnoliopsida, Proteales, Proteaceae.